GCCAGUUCCCAGGCCGCCUGUCUGGGCCACGGUCGCCUGAGGACUGUCACAGUAGGCUGGUCACGCGGCUUACCCUGCCUCCUCCAGGGCCUGGGUUGGGGGCCGGGGCCGCAGGGGCAGGUGAGGGUGGGCUGCUCCUGGGCCACGCUCUGGGGCGGAGCCGCAGCCGGAGCCACCAGGAGCCACUGGCUGGAGUCCGACGGAGCCCCGCUCAGUGAGCUCUCCUGGUCAUCGUCCCUUGCUGUGGUGGCUGUGUCCUUCUCGGGACUCUUCACUGUCAUUGUCCUCAUGCUGGCCUGCUUGUGCUGCAAGAAGGGUGGCAUUGGGUUCAAGGAGUUUGAGAAUGCUGAGGGGGACGAGUGUGUGGCCGACGGCUCAGCGCAGGGCUCCCCGGCCGCAGCAGCGCAGAACGGGCCCGAUGUAUACGUCCUGCCCCUCACCGAGGUCUCCCUGCCCAUGGCCAAGCAGCCCGGCCGCUCAGUGCAGCUCCUCAAGUCCACGGACCUGGGUCGGCACAGCCUCCUGUACCUGAAGGAGAUCGGCCACGGCUGGUUUGGGAAGGUGUUCCUGGGCGAGGUGCACUCGGGCGUCAGCAGCACCCAGGUGGUGGUGAAGGAGCUGAAGGCCAGUGCCAGCGUGCAGGAGCAGAUGCAGUUCCUGGAGGAGGCGCAGCCCUACAGGGCCUUGCAGCACAGCAACCUGCUCCAGUGCCUGGCCCAGUGCGCCGAGGUGACGCCCUACCUGCUGGUGAUGGAGCUCUGCCCGCUGGGGGAUCUCAAGGGCUACCUGCGGAGCUGCCGGGUGCCCGAGUCCAUGGCGCCCGACCCCCUGACCUUGCAGCGCAUGGCCUGUGAGGUAGCCUGUGGUGUCCUGCACCUGCAUCGCAACAACUAUGUGCACAGCGACCUGGCCCUGCGAAGCUGCCUGCUCACAGCUGACCUGGCGGUAAAGAUUGGCGACUACGGCCUGUCUCACUGCAAGUACAGGGAAGACUACUUCGUGACCGCUGACCAGCUGUGGGUGCCGCUGCGCUGGAUCGCCCCGGAGCUGGUGGAUGAGGUGCAUGGCAACCUGCUCGUGGUAGAUCAGACCAAGACCAGCAAUGUGUGGUCCCUGGGUGUGACCAUCUGGGAGCUCUUCGAGUUGGGUGCACAGCCUUACCCCCACCACUCAGACCGGCAGGUGCUGGCUUAUGCUGUCCGGGAGCAGCAGCUCAAGUUACCCAAGCCCCAGUUGCAGCUGACCUUGUCUGACCGCUGGUACGAGGUGAUGCAGUUCUGCUGGCUGCAGCCGGAGCAGCGGCCCACGGCCGAGGAGGUGCAUCUGCUGCUGUCCUACCUGUGCGCUAAGGGCGCCACGGAAGCCGAGGAGGAGUUCGAGCGGCGCUGGCGCUCACUGCGGCCAGGCGGCGGUGGCGUGGGCCCAGGGAUGGGCGCAGCGGGUCCCGCGCUGAGCGGCGCCCCAGAGCUGGCCGCCACCUCGUCCUUCCCGCUGCUGGAGCAGUUCGCAGGCGACGGCUUCCACGCGGACGGCGACGACGUGCUGACAGUGACCGAGACCAGCCGCGGCCUCAACUUUGAGUACAAAUGGGAGGCAGGUCGCGGCGCCGACGCCUUCCGGCCGACGGGGGGCGCGCCGAGCCCGGGCCGCGCCGCGCGCCUGCAGGAGCUGUGUGCCCCCGACGGAGCGCCGCCAGGCGUGGUGCCCGUGCUCAGCGCGCACAGCCCCUCUCUGGGCAGCGAGUACUUCAUUCGCCUGGAGGAGGCCGCGCCUGCCGCGGGCCACGAUCCCGAUUGUUCUGACUGUGCGCCCAGCCCCCCCGCUGCUGCGGACCAAGACGAGGACUCCGACGGUAGCACCGCUGCCUCGCUGGCCAUGGAGCCGCUGCUGGGCCACACACCGCCAGCUGAUGGCCCCAGGGGCCGCUGCAACCACUACCAGAACAGCAGCCGAGCUGGGGAUCCACCCUCCCCCUCACGUUCACUCUCUCCUGGGCCCUCCAUGCUAGCAGAGGAUGCAGACUGGGGUGUAUCCGCUUUUUGCCCUCCAUUCUUCCAGGACCCACUGGGGGCAUCCCCCUCGGCGAGCUCCAGGGCCCAGCCAUCCCCUGGUGGGGAGGAGCUGGGGGAGGCUGAGGCACAAAGGGCUGCCCAGCGUGGACACUGGAGCUCCAACAUGUCAGCCAACAACAACAGUGGCAGCCGUGACCCAGAUUCCUGGGACCCAGGCUACGUGGGCAGCUGCGCAGACCACUGCCCCAGCCCAAACCAGACCCCACGAGCCUCCCCUGAGCUGGGCCAACCCCUGGACCGGGAGGACCCCAGGGAGCCUCUGCUUGGGCCACAGACAGCCUCCCUGGGCCAGGAGCCAGGUGGAUGCAUCAGCCCACCCCAUCCAUGCCAGGUCACAUCCCCCUGCACAGAGACUGCUGUAAAUGGGGGUGGCAACCCUCAGGCAGAACCCAAGCUUGCCCAGGAGGCUGAGGGCUCUGCUGGACCCCAACUGCCUCUUCCUUCCAUCCCCUCCCCAUCCCACGAGGGAGCCCCACUUCCUUCAGAGGAGGCCAGCGCCCCUGAUGCCCUGCCUGCCUCACCCACACCUGCUACCAGUGGCCAGGUCACAGUUCUCAAGCCAGUCCCAACUCUGGACAGCAGCAGUAACUCUGCCGCCCAGGAGGCACCCAGUAGUGAGGAGGAAGACACAACUGAAGCCACUUUGGGUGUCUUUACUGACUUGUCUAGUGAUGGCCCUCAGGCUGAGAAGCCAGGUAUAGUGCCAGCCUUCCGAUCUUUGCAGAAGCAGGUGGGGACCCCCGACUCCCUGGACUCUCUGGACAUCCCAUCUUCAGCCAGUGAUGGUGGCUGUGAGGUCUUCAGCCCAUCAGCCGCUGGCAUCCCUGCUGGGCAGCCCCGUGCCCUGGACAGUGGCUAUGACACUGAGAACUAUGAGUCCCCUGAGUUUGUGCUCAAGGAGGCCCAUGAGUCGAGUGAUCCUGGGGCCUUUGGGGAGCUGGCCUCAGAAGGUGGGAGUGGAGGGCCUGAUAUGCAGCUCUCGGCUUCCCUGGGAAGCCUCAGCGAGAAGAACCCCUACAGAGACUCUGCAUACUUCUCAGACCUGGAUGCUGAGUCUGAGCCCUCUGUGGGCCCCCAGAAGUGCAGUGAGGCUCAGGCCCUGGGGCUAGAGCCAGACCUUAAGAGUCCACAGGGUCCUGGGCCAUCUGUACAGGCUUCUCCCCAGCCUGGGGUGCUCCAGGAGGCACCAGGCACUGGCCACAAGGAGGCGCUUCCACCUGGGGAGGAGCCAGAUGCCUGCUCCAGUAAUCCCAAGGCAGAGCCUCCUGGGUCCAAAGGUCCAUCAGAUGUGCAGACUGUGCCCAGUCCUAGCCAUUCCAAAUUUUUCCUGCUGACCCCGGUCCCACUGAGCUCAGAAGGUGAAGGAGCAGAGCUUCAGAGGACCCCAGGACUGUCAGGGUGGUCCCCACAAGGGCGGACAGGGGGCUCCGGCACCUCCAGAACCCCGCUCUGCUUGGCACUGCCUGACCAUGUUGGGGCAUUGGAGGGCCGGUCGGAGGAGGAGGAGGAGGACAGUGAAGACAGCGACGAGUCGGACGAAGAGCUCCGCUGCUACAGCAUCCAGGAGCCCAGCGAGGACAGUGAGGACGAGUCCCCAGCUGUGCCAGUAGUGGUGGCUGAGAGCCAGAGCGCGCGCAACCUGCGCAGCCUGCUCAAGAUGCCCAGCCUGCUGUCGGAGGCCUUCUGCGAAGACCUGGAGCGCAAGAAGAAAGCUGUGUCCUUCUUCGACGAUGUCACCGUCUACCUCUUUGACCAGGAGAGUCCCACCCGGGAGCUCGGAGAGCCCUUCCCUGGCGCGAAGGAGUCGCCUCCCGCGUUUCUGGAGGGUAGCCCCGGCUCGCCCAGCGCCCCCGGACGGCCGCGACGGGGUGACGGCUCGCGUGACUGCUCCGAAGACGGCGGCGGGUUCGAGUGGGACGACGACUUCCCGCUGGCGCCCGCCAAGGCGGCCGUGGCGGCCGCGCUGGACCCAGCCGCUCCCACACCGGCCGCACCCCUCACGCCGGCCGCGCCCACGGCCUUCUCGCGCUUCACCGUGUCGCCCGCGCCCGUGUCCCGCUUCUCCAUCACGCACGUGUCGGACGCGGACGCCCAGUCCGUGGGAGGCCCUGCAGCCAGUGCUGGGGCUGGUUGCCCUGAGGCGUGAGACCUGAGCAGCUGCCCUCGUGAAGGCUGGCGUCACUGGAGGCCCUGCCCAGGCAGCAGCAAGGAUGGUGAAGGGGAAUGGGACUCCAGUGCCGCAGUGUCCCCUGCAGCAUUCUGGAGAAGCAGGUGGACAGAAAACUGGCUGUGCAAGGACACUCGCGCUGCCCGGGGGCAGAAUGUGACUGGACACGGGUUUGCUGUCGGCCUGGGGAUGCUUGUGGCACGAUGGGUGUCUCCACAUACAUGCACACUCCAGAGGGGCCCACUCCCUGGGCCUAGGCGGCCCCACCCUGCGGCCACCCUUCUGCCUGGCUGCUGCUGUUGGACUGCUUGGCCUCAGGCCUGGGGACCCACCCUUGGCCACGGGCCUGCAUGCCUUGCCUGGCUGGCUUCCUUCCUGUGUUCACAGGACAUCUGUGUCCUUGGCCAGGCAAGGCCUGGCCCCAGAUGAGGUCGGGCCUUCAAAUCUUCGUGCACCCUUCCACCUUGGUCUGGGUUUGCUUGGUGCAAGAAGAGGCGGUGGGCUCCGUGUCUCCAAUGCCCUUAUCUCCGAGUGACUGUUCCCCUUCACUGCCUCUACCCACAAGGCCCUCCCCAUAGGGUCUGGGAUGCUCCCUCUUGGGUCCUCCUGAGCUGAAAAAGGCAGCCAGAGGCACCAAGAGGGGCUUCCAGGCCUCACCCCACUACUGGCCCUGUUCUAGAGGUGCCCUCGGCAGGGUGGUACAGGUAGCUCCCCUCCUUGGGACAGUGCCUGGCCCCGGGCCCCAGCAGUCAAGGGAUAGUGGGGGCUCCUGCCACAGGGAAAUGGGGAAGAGGCGGGGCCGGGGUUCGCAGGCAGCACAGGGAAGUAUUUUUGUAACCACGGUUGCUGGAGUGAAUGGAAAUGGGGUGAUUUUAAGUUAUUGUUGCCAAAGAGAAAG
Marmota flaviventris (yellow-bellied marmot) is the source of this 5137-nucleotide messenger RNA. It is a transcript of the gene Lmtk1, whose product is annotated as apoptosis associated tyrosine kinase. Gene Ontology annotation, biological process: peptidyl-tyrosine autophosphorylation; brain development. Lineage: Eukaryota; Metazoa; Chordata; Mammalia; Rodentia; Sciuridae. The record is from RefSeq and is a predicted model, not a curated record. Gene Ontology annotation, molecular function: ATP binding; protein tyrosine kinase activity.